ACAGCCUGGGAACAUUUCUGCCAGUACAGUUUCCAUGUCGUCUGUCCCAUGACUUAAAACUGCGUUUCAGUUGACAAGAGAUAUAUACUGUGUAUAUAUUUCUGAGCUUUUCUAAAGCCUGCUGGAGUAGCACUUCAAAGAAAACCUGAUGCGCCCACUCCAGAUUGUUCCAAUCCGAUUCAUUUCCCAGCUGUGUUGUAGACUGAAGCCUCCGGCCUCCCCACAAAGCAAGAUCUGCCUCACUAUGGCUCGUCCAAGUUCUAAUAUGGCAGAUUUUCGGAAAUGUUUUGCAAAUGCAAAGCACAUAGCCAUCAUCUCAGGGGCUGGUGUUAGUGCGGAGAGUGGAGUUCCAACUUUCAGAGGAGCUGGAGGUUAUUGGAGAAAAUGGCAAGCUCAGGACCUGGCCACUCCUCAGGCCUUUGCCCGCAACCCAUCUCAGGUGUGGGAGUUCUACCACUACCGGAGGGAGGUCAUGCAGAGCAAGGAACCCAACCCGGGGCACAUGGCCAUCGCCCAGUGUGAAGCUCGGCUGCGUGACCAGGGCCGCCGGCUUGUAGUCAUCACCCAGAACAUUGAUGAGCUGCACCGCAAGGCUGGCACCAAGAACCUGCUGGAAAUCCAUGGAACAUUAUUUAAAACUCGGUGCACCUCUUGUGGCGCUGUCGCUGAGAAUUACAAGAGUCCAAUUUGUCCAGCAUUAGCAGGAAAAGGGGCUCCAGAACCAGAGACUCAAGACGCCAGGAUCCCAGUUGACAAACUUCCCAGGUGUGAGGAGGCAGGAUGUGGUGGCUUGCUGCGACCUCAUGUGGUGUGGUUUGGAGAAAACCUGGAUCCUGCUGUUCUGGAGGAGGUGGACAGAGAACUGGCUCUCUGUGAUCUGUGUCUAGUGGUGGGAACAUCCUCUGUGGUCUACCCCGCUGCCAUGUUUGCCCCUCAGGUGGCUGCCAGGGGAGUCCCAGUGGCUGAGUUUAACAUGGAAACCACCCCAGCCACCAACAGAUUCAGAUCAGACCAACCUGGGAACAAUGAGCAUCCCUUUCCACCUAGACUGUCUACCGGAUCACAACCACUGUGGGGAGCCCCGCCCUCCUUCCUUCUGCGCACGCGCCUAGGUGCGUCUUGUGGCCUCCGGACCAACAGAGGGCGUGGAGAGCGCGCGGUGCGCACAGCUAGCGGCUGCUUCCGGGUCAAGGGUCAGGCAGCCGUCUUCCCGUUGGUCAUGGUGCAGCUCCGGCCGCGUCCGUCGCGUGUCCCCGCGCCGGCGGAGGCGAUGGUGGACGAGGACCAGGCGGCCUCGGAGGAGGAGGAGGCGGAGCACGGGCUGCUCCUCGGGCAGCCGAGCAGCGGCGCCGCCGCCGAGCCGCUGGACGAGGACGAGGACGGUGACGACGAGGCCCCAGAGGAGCAGACUUUCGCCAGCGCUCAGGCGGAAGCGAGGGAGGAGGAGCUGCGCGUGCGUGAGAGUGCACGGAGGGAUAAAACGCUGCUGAAAGAGAAGAGGAAGCGGCGCGAGGAGCUGUUCAUCGAACAGAAGAAAAGAAAGCUGCUUCCAGAUGCUGUUUUAGAGCAACUAACUGCUGCUUCAGAGGCUGACAUAAAGAACUCACCAGGAAAUGUAAAAGUUAAUUUGAAAAAGAAAAGCGAACACAUUUCAAAAGGAAGACACUCCAAGAAAGUUAAAGUACAAAAAGUGCAGUCUGUCAGCAGUCAGACCAAAAGCUACUUGGCUGUAAGGCUAAAAGACCAAGACCUGAGAGAUUCGAGGCAAGAAGCAGCCAAACACUUCAUCCACAAUUGUUUAUAUGGUUCAGAAUCCAAGAGGACUACUGUAAACAAGUUCCUGUCACUGAACAACAAGCGGCUACCAGUGAAAAGGGCUGCAGCCCAAUUUCUCAACAGCACCUGGGGUGCUCAGAAACAACAAAAUGCCAAGAGGUUUAAAAAACGGUGGAUGGCCAGAAAGAUGAAAAAGAAAAGUUACAAGUGAACUGAAAUAAAGCUAAAUGAAGAACCUGUAUUUUGUAUGUAUACAAUUUAAGAUUAUGUGGUGUAAAAAGGAUUGAUUUCUCCAAAUCUAGUUAUUCAUAAAUCAUUGUAAAGGAUCAUUAUAAAAACCAUAAACCUUUUUGUCUUGGAAAACAGCUGGCUACAUUUCUUUCUGAAAUAUUUUUAGUGUUCUUAAGGAAAAAGUAGUUAGAAAGGAAUUUUCAUCCUUGUGUGGGCACAAGAAGAGGGACAAAGAGACCAUCCGUGAAGUCUUCAGUACAGCUUGAAAAGCUAUUUUGGUAUUAUUGAUGUGGUUUCUACUGUCAGGGAGUAAGAAGUCAUU
Onychomys torridus (southern grasshopper mouse) is the source of this 2329-nucleotide messenger RNA. RefSeq names its product NAD-dependent protein deacylase sirtuin-5, mitochondrial. The record is from RefSeq and is a predicted model, not a curated record. The coding region runs from base 149 to 1987 and encodes 612 amino acids. Gene Ontology annotation, molecular function: protein-succinyllysine desuccinylase activity; NAD+ binding; RNA binding. Gene Ontology annotation, cellular component: nucleus. Lineage: Eukaryota; Metazoa; Chordata; Mammalia; Rodentia; Cricetidae. The transcript has 16 exons.